Messenger RNA from Candidozyma haemuli, 1212 nucleotides. RefSeq names its product histone chaperone (gene NAP1). The coding region runs from base 1 to 1212 and encodes 403 amino acids. The transcript has a single exon. NCBI's taxonomy places the organism in Eukaryota, Fungi, Ascomycota, Pichiomycetes, Serinales, Metschnikowiaceae. Gene Ontology annotation, cellular component: nucleus; chromatin. Gene Ontology annotation, biological process: nucleosome assembly. The record is from RefSeq and is a predicted model, not a curated record. Gene Ontology annotation, molecular function: chromatin binding; histone binding.
AUGUCGGAUCGUAUUAGAAAACAAGGUGACAUAUCAAAGGCACCUACGCCCCAAAACACGCCUUCCAGCGUGGCAAACUCAUACUUGAAACAACAGCCCCCUUCCGUGUCUACUAUUAGCGAAGAGGAUGAAAACAACUUGAGCAAGCAGUUGGCCAACAACCCAGCGCUUUUGUCGAUGAUCCAGGGCAAAUUGGGCUCUCUUGUGGGCCAGCAAAGCGGGUACAUUGAUGCAUUGCCUGCUGCGGUUAAGAAGCGUGUGAUGGGCUUGAAGGCAGUCCAGCUGCAGCAAAUGAAGUUGGAAGCCGAGUUUCAGAGAGACUUGUUGGAGUUGGAAAAGAAGUAUUUCAAGAAGUACGAGCCAUUGUAUGAGAGAAGAAAGGAUAUCAUCAAUGGUGUCCAGGAACCAACUGCCGAUGAGGUCGAGGUUGGUGAAUCCCUUGAGGAGAAGGAUGAAGAUGAGGAAGAAGAAGAGGAAGAAGACGAGGAAGACGAUGACGAAUCCAAGGGUAUUCCUAACUUCUGGUUGACCGCUCUUGAGAACUUGACCACUGUCAGCGAGACCAUCACUGAAAGAGACAGCGAUGUAUUGGAGAACUUGAAGGAUAUUCGCAUGGAGUACUUGGAGACGCCGGGCUUUGAGUUGAUUUUUGAGUUCAACGAGAACGCAUUCUUCAGCAACCAGGUGUUGACGAAGACGUACCACUACCAGGCCGAGUUGGGAUACUCUGGAGACUUUGUGUAUGACCAUGCCGAUGGAUGCGAAAUCAACUGGAAGUCCAAGGAGAACAAUGUGACCAUCAACAUUGAAAGAAGAAAGCAAAGAAACAAGAACACCAAGCAAACGAGAACUAUUGAGAAGUUGACGCCCACAGAGUCUUUCUUUAACUUCUUUGACCCACCUAAGCCACCAAAGGCUGGGGAGCUGGAGGAUGAAGAAGCCGAUGAGGACGAGGAACAGGAAGCUGACUUGGAGGCCAGAUUGGAGUUGGACUACCAGUUGGGUGAGGAGAUCAAGGACCGUUUGAUUCCACGUGCCGUGGACUGGUUCACUGGCGAUGCUGUGGACUAUGGAUUCCCAGAAGACCUUGAAGGUGACGAAGAGGAGGAUGAGGAAUUCGAUAGUGAUGAAGACAGCGAGGAAGAUGACGAGGAGGAAGGUAUCGAUGAGACUGGUCCUAAGGAAAACCCACCAGAGUGCAAGCAGCAGUAA